This is a messenger RNA of Paramuricea clavata, 315 nucleotides long. The record is from the annotation of a GenBank genome assembly. Lineage: Eukaryota; Metazoa; Cnidaria; Anthozoa; Malacalcyonacea; Plexauridae.
AUGACUGUGAUGGAUGUUGGCAAAGGAAACCAAAUGAGUCUGUCAUCAUCUAUCUCGCAUCAUCAAUUUCGUCAAUUGGAAAAAGAUAAUUUUGAUGCAGAGCGUUCAGACUUCAUCACUCCAAUACAGUUCAACAAUUGUGGAAGCUGUGAAAGAGCACUUGAAGAACAAUUUCCUUCCACAACCGUUGUUUAUAUUUGUGAUUUCCACAGAAUCCAAGCCAUGCAAAGAUGGGAGAAAGCAGGCAAAAAAACUAACUACGGAAAAACAAGAAACGUUCUUGAACUGAAUGCAAAGAAUAUCAUAUGCAACUGA